Molecule: messenger RNA, 1956 nt
Organism: Oenanthe melanoleuca
Lineage: Eukaryota; Metazoa; Chordata; Aves; Passeriformes; Muscicapidae
Gene: RBM38
Product: RNA binding motif protein 38
Exons: 4
Coding region: 214-849 (211 amino acids)
Cellular component (GO): cytosol
Molecular function (GO): RNA binding
Source: RefSeq, a predicted model, not a curated record
CGCGCUGCCCUACAAAGGCGGCGGAGCGGCGGGGCGGCCGCUCCUCACCGGCACCGGGGGCGGGCGCGGGGCCGCGCUCCGGCUCCAGGCGCGGCCAUGAGGCGGCUGUAGGGCCCCGGGACCCGCCGCCGCUCCGCUGCCUUCGGCCGCCGCGGGGGGCUCGGCGGCUCCGCCCGGGGUGGAUGCCGGCCGGGGCCGGCCGCUCCCGGCACCAUGCACACCGUGCAGAAGGACACCACCUUCACCAAGAUCUUCGUCGGGGGGCUGCCCUACCACACCACCGACUCCUCCCUCAGGAAGUACUUCGAGGUCUUCGGGGACAUCGAGGAGGCGGUGGUGAUCACGGACCGGCAGACCGGCAAAUCCCGGGGAUACGGCUUUGUGACCAUGGCAGACAGAGCUGCUGCUGAAAGGGCUUGUAAAGACCCAAACCCCAUCAUUGACGGCAGGAAAGCAAAUGUGAACCUGGCGUAUUUGGGAGCAAAACCAAGGAGUAUUCAAACUGGUUUCACCAUAGGUGUGCAGCAGCUACAUCCAGCCUUCAUUCAGAGACCCUUUGGACUGACGCCCCACUACGUGUACCCCCAGGCCAUCCUGCAGCCCAGCGUGGUGAUCCCCACGCCGGUGCAGUCCAUCACGUCUCCCUACAUCGACUACACGGCGGCCAGCCCGGCCUACUCGCAGUACGGCGCGGCCUACGAGCAGUACCCCUACGCGGCCUCGCCCGCCGGCUUCGUGGGCUACGGCUACCCGGGCGCGGUGCAGCCGCCGCUGGCCGCGGGCUCGGCCGCCCCCGCCGCCUUCCUGCAGUACCAGCCGCAGCAGCUGCAGCCCGACCGCAUGCAGUGAGCGCCGGCACGGCGCGGCCGCGGAAACACACGCAGCGGGCAAAAAAAUAAAUCACCCCCGUCCCGAUAUCCCCGUUGUGUAGGUGCAUAUCCAUGCCUGAGCUGUUUAUAGGGAGAACUCAGAUCCUGGUUGUGCUUAUGGAAGUGGACUUCUGGUAAGUUUUUUUUUUGGCGCUCCCUAAUUUUUUUUGUUUUUUUUUUCCUUCUACUGUCUUGAAGAUGUUCUGAAAGCGGCUGAAAACGUUUCACAGGGAAACUACAGAUUGUUGGUCUGCUUCUGUUACAGCCCGAGGUGUCUCUUUGUGCUUGAGAUCACCUCAGCAGGACAUGAAGGUGGUGUAGAAUUCACAUUUUCUGCCCCCCUCCUUCCUUCCUCAUCCAGCCUACAAUCCUCUUAUUUACUGGUGAGGUACAGAGGUACUCGGAGAACAUGGAAAAAAAAGCAAUCUUAUUUUUUGGUUGUACAAAAACUUUGUAAUACUCAGAGAUGCCUUACAGAAAAGAAAAAAAAAAAAAAAAAAGCGAAAGAAAAACUAUUUUUUAAUAUUUAUUGCGAUUUUAUUCGCAUGAGCUGUGAAUUGCAGACAGAAGAAUAGUAGUAAGUAUCUGCCUUGUUUAAUUCUCAUUUUACUAAAUUAUUGUAUGUAGGUAAAAGUUCUUAAGUAAUUGCUGAAUCACUUCAACAUGCAAAAGGGAAUAUUGGCUUGAAGGAGAGCAGAAUAUUCCUUUAGUCAACGCACUGUACUAUUUUCUUAUUGUAAUUGUUACUCUGUUAAGAUUAUCUCAAAUUUAGGUAUAUUUUUAAAUGCAAAAAACCAACCAAGAAUACUGAACAUUUUGUCUACUUUGGUAGAUCUUUUGUUACAAUGCUGCAACCUAUGGAGACAUUUACAGUAUUUAUGUAAAAGAGAUUUGGGGCUGUUGGCCAGCAAGGUUUAGGAGAAUAUCAUGAGUGGAGCAACAGAGAGGAAGGUGUUAUGUCACUGAACAAAUAGGUAAAUGUAACCUUUUUAUGCCUGUAAUCCAACAGCCAAAUAAAGGAAGAGAACAGGCCAUGUAAGUGCAUUUCUACAAAGACAGCAAUAAACUAUUUUAACUUUUAAAAUGA